Otolemur garnettii (small-eared galago) is the source of this 1835-nucleotide messenger RNA. RefSeq names its product paired related homeobox 1 (gene PRRX1). The coding region runs from base 1091 to 1828 and encodes 245 amino acids. Gene Ontology annotation, biological process: regulation of DNA-templated transcription. Gene Ontology annotation, molecular function: DNA-binding transcription factor activity, RNA polymerase II-specific; DNA binding. The record is from RefSeq and is a predicted model, not a curated record. The transcript has 4 exons. Lineage: Eukaryota; Metazoa; Chordata; Mammalia; Primates; Galagidae.
GGCAAAGGGGGUUUUCUUAAUCAGACUGUUUUUUGGUUCGAGGGAAAGGAGGAAGAAGGAGAUUGUGAUGGAGAAAGGGGGUCUGUAAAACGUCAGGCACGGCACAAAGGCUUUGCCACGUAAUUACAGGCUCCUAUUAAGUCGAGAUCUGCCCUCCCAGGGGUCUCCAAUUUUCUUGUAUUCCCUACAAAGCCUCCUCUGCAUGCCAGUUUGUGCCUUUUGAAGUGCCAGAGAGCUUCUUGAUCCAACUGAGAAGGAAAAAGGAGCUCAGCAAGAAGAGGGGGAGAGAGAGAAGGGAAAGGGGGGAACCCGCCACCACCCUCCUUUGGACUCGUGAAGCCCUAUUUUUUUUUAAUUUUUAAUUUUUUUUUUUUUUACUCCUUACCAAAAGUAAAGUGAGAAUCCUGCUCUCUAAUACAUCUGCAAGACAUCACCCUCUCCUCCUGAAACUUCAGUCACUCCUGAGAAUCCACAGGAGUGCAGAGAGGGGGGAACACGUUUUCUUGAAGAUGUUUUAAAGCUGGAACAAGCCUUCUUCUGUUGGUGCUUGAACUCUUGCCUGGGAAUAACUUUUUUAACCUUUAAGAAAAAACCCACUUUGAUUCUUCUCUCCCACCCCUCUUCUCUCUUCUUCUGUUUGCCUAACUCCCCCGCCCUGCUGGCCUCCCCUUUCCUCUCUCUCCCUUAUUAUUAUUUUUAGUGUGCGCGUGCGGACGCUUUUGGAGAGUUAGAAGGGAUUUUUUUUCUCCUGACUUGAACAUAAGGUGACUUUUUAAUUUUCCUUUUUGGUGUGGAUUAUCUCUUUGGACCGCGCCGGACUUGGCCUCAGGAAAGCAACCCAGGCUGUGGAAGGCGGCUGGUGCAGAACGCUCUGCUCUGCAAAAGGGGGUCCCCCGCCCUCUUUUCCACUUUUUUUUUUCUUGGCCUUCCUCUCUUUCCCUCCCUCUUUUUCUCUCUCCCUCUCUCCGACUCUCUCUCUCCACUCCCCCCUCUUUCUUCCCCACUCUGCUUCUCUCCCCCCUCGCGCCCACAGCGUUUGGUGUUGAUUCGAGCGGGAAGAGGGGGGUGGGUGGGAUCGGAGGGGGAGACCAUGACCUCCAGCUACGGGCACGUUCUGGAGCGGCAACCGGCGCUGGGCGGCCGCUUGGACAGCCCGGGCAACCUCGACACCCUGCAGGCGAAAAAGAACUUCUCCGUCAGUCACCUGCUAGACCUGGAGGAAGCCGGGGACAUGGUGGCAGCACAGGCGGACGAGAGCGUAGGCGAGGCGGGCCGGAGCCUGCUGGAGUCGCCGGGACUCACUAGCGGCAGUGACACUCCGCAGCAGGACAAUGAUCAGCUGAACUCAGAGGAAAAGAAGAAGAGAAAGCAGCGGAGGAACAGGACGACCUUCAAUAGCAGCCAGCUGCAGGCUCUGGAGCGCGUUUUUGAGAGGACACACUACCCUGACGCUUUCGUGCGAGAAGACCUCGCCCGCCGGGUGAACCUUACCGAGGCCAGAGUGCAGGUGUGGUUUCAGAACCGCAGAGCCAAGUUCCGCAGGAAUGAGAGAGCCAUGCUGGCCAAUAAGAACGCUUCCCUCCUCAAGUCCUACUCAGGAGACGUGACUGCUGUGGAGCAGCCCAUUGUCCCUCGUCCCGCUCCAAGACCCACCGACUAUCUCUCCUGGGGGACAGCCUCUCCGUACAGCGCCAUGGCCACUUACUCUGCCACAUGUGCCAACAAUAGCCCUGCACAGGGCAUCAGCAUGGCCAACAGCAUUGCCAACCUGAGACUGAAAGCCAAGGAGUAUAGUUUACAGAGGAACCAGGUGCCAACAGUCAACUGAGGAAAAA